Protobothrops mucrosquamatus (brown spotted pit viper) is the source of this 727-nucleotide messenger RNA. RefSeq names its product phosphatase and actin regulator 1-like. NCBI's taxonomy places the organism in Eukaryota, Metazoa, Chordata, Lepidosauria, Squamata, Viperidae. Gene Ontology annotation, biological process: cell motility; stress fiber assembly. Gene Ontology annotation, molecular function: actin binding. The record is from RefSeq and is a predicted model, not a curated record. The annotation marks the transcript as partial. The transcript has 5 exons.
AUGAAGCAACCAAGCUCCUCAAUCUUGAUAGGCAAAUCUCUGGACUUGAAUGAGCCAUUCUCAAAUGACCGUUUUAUCUGCAGCUUCCAGGCAAAGGACCAGGCUUUGUUAGAUUGUGUAAGGUCCCACGUGGAGCCUCACCCGCUUGGCUCAAGGCUGCCAGAAGCUCGCCGGGCGACCCUGCUCACUGUACCCACAUUAAUGGCGGCUUCUUCCGAAGAGGACAUAGACAGGAGACCCAUCCGGAGAGUUCGGUCCAAGAGUGACACGCCUUACCUAGCCGAGGCCAGGAUCUCCUUCAAUCUCGAAGCAGCUGAGGAAGUGGAGAGACUGGCUGCAAUGCGUUCGGACUCAUUGGUUCCAGGGACACACACCCCUCCCAUAAGGAGGAGAAGUAAGUUUGCCAAUCUAGGAAGACUUUUCAAGCCAUGGAAAUGGAGGAAGAAGAAGAGUGAAAAGUUCAAGCACACAUCAGCAGCACUCGAAAGAAAAAUAUCAAUGAGGCAAAGCAGAGAGGAACUUAUCAAGAGAGGAGUUCUGAAGGAAAUAUAUGACAAAGAUGGAGAGCUUCCAAUACAGAAUGAAGAAGGAUCAUUGGAGAAUGGACAGACGUUAAGUUCCAGCCAAAUACCACUGCCAGCCCUAUCUGAAUUGGAGCCAUGUUCAAUAUCUGGGGAUUCCUGUAGUUAUGAAAUACUCCCAAAUCCAGAGGUCAUGGAUGGAACAG